Messenger RNA from Limanda limanda (common dab), 792 nucleotides. RefSeq lists its product as uncharacterized. Bases 1 to 792 code for a protein of 263 amino acids. Lineage: Eukaryota; Metazoa; Chordata; Actinopteri; Pleuronectiformes; Pleuronectidae. The transcript has a single exon. Gene Ontology annotation, cellular component: plasma membrane; signaling receptor complex. The record is from RefSeq and is a predicted model, not a curated record.
AUGCUGCCGGACAUUCCAGUGUUUCUUGAAACUGGCAGCGACUUCAAGAUGCUAGCCAUCUUUGAGAAAUGGAACGACACGUCUGGCUUUCAUAUAGACAACACUGCGAAGUGCCUGUUGCUUAUGCUUUCCAAGUUUGGAAUGGACACAGUGGUCUUUCUCCUAUGCUCCAGGAAGCUGUAUACCUCCUUCUUAAACAUGUGCAGUCUGUCCAUCGUCCUCGGUGACUUGACGAUGGUGCUCUACGUGACAGCUGUUUGGUUACUCGGGCCUGAAAGUUCUUCUGUGUCACUUUGCUACUUUUUGGCUCAAGCCUCAGCAGCGUUUAAAGCCCUGCCCCUGCCCAUGAUUGCCAUGGGUAUUACUGACUACUGUAUUGAAGGUACCCACUAUGCCAAUAAGAGCUCCUUAUACAAAGUCCUUAGGAACUUGGUACUGACAUUGCUUGUGUGGAUGCUUGCUGUUAUUUACUCCGUUGCUUCUACAAAAGCUGAGCUGAUUGAACUUGAUUUUGUGACAGGGAUAAAGGCUUUGGCGUGUGAGGUAAAGGAGUCCACAUUCAUUACCUACUUCAUUUUGGGGGUUUUCUCUGCAGUCAUUUUGAUGAUAGUGCCCUUUUCAACAAGCAUUCCCAUGUGGGUUAGGGAGGCUGACAGGUUGUCUACAUCAAGGGAAGAACAAGAUAACCAGAGGAGCGACUUGUUCACAUCAACACCAUCCAAAGAGACAAAAAGCAGUGAGGAAAAUGAUGUGGGGGAGAACAACUGGCUUGGCAUGAUUUCUGGAAUUUGA